AAAUUAAAAUUUUGGCAAUUUAAUACUAAUAUUAUGUUGUAAAUUUAUUUGAAAAUAAUAAAAUUUACUGAAAGUGAAAACAUGCAUUAAUAGAAUUUAACAAUUCAAUUUUUUCGUCAUAAAGUGAUUAAAUAAUAUCAAAAAUAUGUCAUCUGAUCGAGAUCCUUUGGGAAAUGCAGGAAACUCCGAUAAACGUGAACCAAGAAAUGGAAAUAAUGCUGUCAACAAUACUAAUGAGGAGGUUUGUUGCUCAUCAUCAACGGAUAAACCACAAAAUAUGCUACCAUUGCCAUCAAAUCAUGCAAGUCAAAUUCAACAAGCAUCCCUUGAUCGUGAAUCUGAAAAUAAUAGCCUACCACGUCGUUCAAAUAGUAUUGGUUCUGCCAGCACAAGUUCAUGUAGUACUACAUCGACAGCUCCAAUAACGGGACCAAGUGGUGCACCUGUUUACAAUUGGCAAGCAUUAAAAACAACAGUUAAAGAACGUUUUACUUUCAUGUUCAACAAUGAAAUAUUAGCUGACGUUCAUUUUAUUGUGGGAAGAGAUAAUCAACAACAACGUAUUCCGGCUCACAAGUUUGUGCUGUCGGUUGGAAGUGCUGUUUUCGAUGCGAUGUUUAAUGGUACUUUAGCUACGAAAUCGGAUGAAAUUGAAUUACCUGACGUCGAGCCCGCUGCAUUUUUGGCAUUACUUAAAUUUGUUUAUUCGGAUGAAGUUCAAAUUGGACCAGAAACAGUGAUGACUACUUUAUACACCGCAAAGAAAUACGCUGUCCCGGCACUAGAAAAACAUUGUGUCGAUUUUUUAAAAAGCAAUUUGGGUAGUGAUAAUGCUUUUUUAUUAUUGACCCAAGCACGUUUAUUUGAUGAACCACAAUUAGCAUCUUUGUGUUUGGACAUGAUUGAUAAAAACACAGCAGAUGCUUUGGCUGCUGAUGGAUUUACCGAUAUAGACCUGGAUACUUUGAUUGCUGUUUUAGAGCGUGAUACAUUACGAAUUGGCGAAUCCAAAUUAUUUCAAGCUAUUGUACGGUGGUCCGAAGCUGAAUGUACCAGAGAAGAACUACCGUUAACACCAGAAAAUCAACGUUCAGUUUUAGGGCGUGCAUUAACGUUAAUACGUUUCCCCUUGAUGUCGAUUGAAGAAUUUGCUAUUGGACCAGCACAAAGUGGCUUAUUGACGGAUCGCGAAGUUGUACAAUUAUUUUUGUAUUUUACAGUAAACCCAAAACCAUCUGUUGGAUUUUUAGACGUACCAAGAUGCUGCAUGACUGGCAAAGAACAAUCAGUGAGUAGAUUUCAACAAAUUGAAAGUCGUUGGGGCUACAGCGGUACAAGCGAUCGCAUUCGAUUUAUUGUUGAUCGGCGGAUUUUUGUUGUGGGAUUUGGUUUAUAUGGUUCCAUUCAUGGACCAGCAGAAUACGAUGUGCAUUUACAAUUGAUACACACGGCAACGAACAGAUUAUGCGGUUCUAAUAAAACCUCAUUUAAUUGCGAUGGGUCAAAUUAUACGUUCCGAGUGAUGUUCAAGGAACCAAUUGAAAUUAUACCAAAUACAAAUUAUACGGCUAGUGCCACACUUAAGGGCCCAGAUUCACAUUAUGGAACUAAAGGAGCAAGAAAAAUUACAAUCGAUGGUUCGGGUGAUUCGCGUGUAACGUUUCAGUUUUCAUACGCCGCAGGAAAUAACAAUGGCACAUCUGUAGAAGAUGGACAAAUACCCGAAAUUAUAUUUUAUACGUAAAUACAAAAUGUACUGUAUUAAAAUUUUUUGCCAUUUGUACAAUUUGGCCAUGUUUUAAUUAUUUGCAUAUUGCAUCACUCAUAAAAAUUUUGCGCUGUUCAUAUGUAUUAAGUGAUAUUGGAAAUUAUUGUGAUAUGUAAUUUUGAAAAGAAAUUUAGCAAAG
Molecule: messenger RNA, 1907 nt
Organism: Chrysoperla carnea
Lineage: Eukaryota; Metazoa; Arthropoda; Insecta; Neuroptera; Chrysopidae
Product: BTB/POZ domain-containing protein 1-like
Exons: 2
Coding region: 146-1744 (532 amino acids)
Biological process (GO): neurogenesis
Cellular component (GO): cytosol; P-body
Molecular function (GO): protein binding
Source: RefSeq, a predicted model, not a curated record